GGGCGUUCUCCUAAGUGGGUCUCCUGCUCAACUUCCGGGUGGCGGCCUGAAGAAACUUUUUUGGAAUUUACAGACUCUGCGGAGCACCUGUUAUUGUAUCUUUGCUGUUUUAACAACAGCUGUGGGCAGAGCCUCCUUGCCUGCCCACUUGCAUUUCUCACAAGCUUGCUAUCAAUCUAUUUUUUGACUAAAAAAAAUCUGUAUUCAGUGAAGUGGUUAAUAGAGGCUCGUUUUUGAACUUCUGUCAAUAAACUGUAAGAAAGUAACAGUACAUCCUGAAACCAUAAAGAAGAAAAAUGUCGGUGACUUUGCAUACUGAUGUCGGUGAUAUUAAAAUAGAAGUCUUCUGUGAGAGGACACCCAAAACCUGUGAAAAUUUCUUGGCUCUUUGUGCCAGUAAUUACUACAAUGGCUGUAUAUUUCACAGAAAUAUCAAGGGCUUCAUGGUUCAAACAGGAGAUCCAACAGGUACUGGAAGAGGAGGUAACAGUAUCUGGGGCAAGAAAUUUGAGGAUGAAUACAGUGAAUAUCUUAAGCACAAUGUUAGAGGUGUUGUAUCUAUGGCCAAUAAUGGUCCAAACACCAAUGGAUCUCAGUUCUUCAUCACCUACGGCAAGCAGCCACAUCUGGACAUGAAAUACACGGUAUUUGGAAAGGUAAUAGAUGGUCUGGAGACUCUAGAUGAACUGGAGAAGUUACCAGUAAAUGAGAAGACAUAUCGACCUCUUAAUGAUGUACACAUUAAGGACAUAACUAUUCAUGCCAACCCAUUUGCUCAGUAGCUAUAAUAGACCCGGACAAAUACUUGGCAAACUAUGCAAGGAACAGACCUAUUAUGGUUUGCCCAGUUUUAAUUAUGUCAGAGGUUUCAUCAUCCUCUGCUUGUUUACAACUAAGAUCUUAUGUGAGCUGGUGGUACCAAGGGGAGCCAAACAGCUUUUACUCCUAUUCUCACAACAUAUUCUUUACUAUACCAAUUAUCCAAUGUAUUUCCUGAAGCUUAAUUAAAAAAAACCUAUGUUUAA
This is a messenger RNA of Phacochoerus africanus (Common warthog), 1025 nucleotides long. RefSeq names its product peptidylprolyl isomerase like 3 (gene PPIL3). Gene Ontology annotation, cellular component: catalytic step 2 spliceosome. Lineage: Eukaryota; Metazoa; Chordata; Mammalia; Artiodactyla; Suidae. The transcript is spliced from 7 exons. The record is from RefSeq and is a predicted model, not a curated record. Gene Ontology annotation, biological process: protein peptidyl-prolyl isomerization; protein folding. Gene Ontology annotation, molecular function: peptidyl-prolyl cis-trans isomerase activity. The coding region runs from base 297 to 782 and encodes 161 amino acids.